Messenger RNA from Sphaeramia orbicularis (orbiculate cardinalfish), 2371 nucleotides. It is a transcript of the gene prpf19, whose product is annotated as pre-mRNA processing factor 19. Gene Ontology annotation, molecular function: protein binding; ubiquitin protein ligase activity. Bases 177 to 1694 code for a protein of 505 amino acids. The record is from RefSeq and is a predicted model, not a curated record. Lineage: Eukaryota; Metazoa; Chordata; Actinopteri; Kurtiformes; Apogonidae. Gene Ontology annotation, cellular component: U2-type catalytic step 1 spliceosome; cytoplasm; Prp19 complex. The transcript has 16 exons. Gene Ontology annotation, biological process: mRNA splicing, via spliceosome; DNA repair; protein ubiquitination.
CGCGUAGAAGACGAAGAAGAAGCGUCCUGGUUGUAGCGGCAAUGAAAGGACAGCGUGCUACUUCCAAUUCGAGCAAAACAUAAUUCUGUAAAGUAAAUAUUCGCGACAACAAGUGUCAAAGUACUAGACGAGCUUAUUCCAUUUUCAGAGGCGAUUUUUAGGACUACGAUAGGAAGAUGUCUCUAGUUUGUGCAAUUUCCAAUGAGGUCCCGGAGCACCCGUGCGUCUCUCCGGUGUCUAACCAGGUGUUUGAGCGCAGGCUGAUCGAGAAGUACAUCGCAGAGAAUGGGACCGACCCGAUGAACGGUCAACCUCUGUCUGAGGAGCAGCUCGUAGAUAUCAAAGUGUCCCAUCCCAUUAGACCAAAGGCACCAUCUGCAACAAGUAUUCCUGCUAUUCUCAAGUCUCUGCAAGAUGAAUGGGAUGCUGUUAUGCUUCACAGUUUCACUUUACGGCAGCAGCUUCAGACUACCCGCCAAGAACUGUCACACGCUCUGUACCAACAUGAUGCUGCCUGCAGAGUCAUCGCUCGACUCACCAAAGAGGUCACUGCUGCAAGAGAAGCUCUUGCCACGCUCAAACCCCAAGCUGGAUUGGUUGCCCCUCAGGCAGUUCCUGCCUCUCAGCCAGCUGCAGCAGGUGCUGGUGGAGAGCCUAUGGACAUUAGUGAACAGGUGGGAAUGACUCCAGAGAUCAUUCAGAAGCUCCAAGACAAAGCCACAAUCCUCACCACAGAGAGAAAGAAGAGAGGAAAGACCGUUCCAGUGGAUCUGGUUAUGGCUGAAGAUCUGAGCAAAUAUCGUCAAGUGGCCUCCCAUGCUGGUCUUCAUAGUGCCAGUGUGCCCGGUAUUCUGGCUCUAGAUCUGUGUCCGUCAGACACCAACAAAGUCCUCACCGGUGGAGCUGAUAAGAAUGUGGUGGUGUUCGACAAGAAUGAGGAGCAGAUUGUGGCCACACUCAAGGGCCACACCAAGAAGGUCACGUCUGUCAUUUACCAUCCAUCCCAGUCUGUGGUUUUCUCUGCAUCUCCCGACACCACCAUCCGUGUGUGGUCCGUCACCGGGGGCAAUUGUGUCCAGGUCGUACGCGCCCAUGAAGCCGGGGUUACCGGACUGUCCCUGCAUGCUACCGGGGACUACCUGCUCAGCUCCUCUGAGGAUCAGUACUGGGCCUUCUCUGACAUCCAAACUGGUAGAGUCCUCACUAAAGUUACUGAUGAGAGCGCUGGCUGUGCUCUCACUUGUGCUCAGUUCCACCCUGAUGGUCUAAUUUUUGGCACUGGAACAGCCGACUCCCAAAUCAAGAUCUGGGAUCUGAAGGAGCGCACCAACGUGGCUAAUUUCCCAGGUCACUCUGGACCUGUCACUUCUAUUGCUUUCUCUGAGAACGGAUACUACUUGGCCACAGGUGCUCAGGACUGCUCUCUGAAACUGUGGGAUCUGAGGAAACUGAAGAAUUUCAAGACCAUCACCCUCGACAACAACUACGAGGUGAAAUCCCUUGUGUUUGACCAGAGUGGUACCUACCUGGCUGUAGGAGGAUCUGACAUCCGUGUCUACAUCUGCAAGCAGUGGUCUGAGGUUCUCAAUUUCACUGACCACUCAGGGCUGGUGACUGGAGUGGCCUUUGGUGAGAACGCUCAGUUCCUGUCCUCCGCAGGAAUGGACAGAAGUCUCAAGUUUUACAGUUUAUAAAAUAGAAUAAAGUGAAUGUGACGAUAUAAAAGGGGCGAUGAGGAAGGGGUUUUAUGUUGGAGCAGUCAAUUCCUUAAUCUGUAAUUUUUAGAAAAACAAAAAAAAAUCACAGCUUAGUUUGCUUCUUUAGUGUAUUAGUCCUAACGCCAAGUGAAGACCAAUGAAGUUAUCUGCUAUUUGAAACUAAAGCAGUAUGUUCUUUGGCUUUCUUAAUCUGGGUCUAAAUUAUGUGAGAUCAGAUGCAGAUGUCCGUGUAAUAUGAAAUACCAGUUAUUAUGAUAUUUCCUGUAGUUUUUUUGUGUGUGAUUGGGGGGGCUACCAUUGCUUGUUCUUAAACUCAGUUGUACACUGUUGUGUACUAUAAUUGGUGUGGUAACAGUCUGCGUUGUUUUCUAAUGUAUACCGGCUUCAUUACUGUCUCUUUAGGGUCAAAUCAAAUACAUGUGUAGUGAUGCACAGUCCGACAAAUAAUGGAACACAUGAGAUUUAUGUUCUGUGAAAAAAUGUUCUUGAUUGUCAAGAACCUCAACCUUUAGCAUCCCCUCAAUUUUUCAUGUCCUGUUUAGUUUGUUCCAUAUAAGGGUCUUUUUCCAAUUGUAUAUUUUUCAUUACUUGCCAUUUUUUCCUGUUGCACCUCUGCUCUUUUACAAUAAAAUAAAAUAUCUUUUGUAUUGCUA